AUGGCGUCUGGACGCAAGGAUUUUCUUAGCCAACAGGCUCCGGAGAACUAUGUUGCCGGUCUGGGUCGUGGUGCGACCGGUUUCACCACGCGGUCUGACCUGGGACCUGCGCGCGAAGGCCCAACACCCGAGCAGAUUCAAGCCGCUUUGACAAAGCGAGCUCAGCUUCUCGGAGCUGCUGCGCCCACUGCUUACGGAAAUCAAUCACGAGAAAAGGGAGGGAAAGAGGAUAAAGCAGAUGAGGAGGACGAUGAGCGCUUCCAGGAUCCAGAUAAUGAGACUGGACUCUUUGCCUAUGGUCAGUUCGACCAGGAGGAUGAUGAGGCGGAUCGCAUCUACCAAGAGGUAGAUGAGAAGAUGGAUAGACGUCGGAAGAUUCGAAGGUUAGUUAAAUUCCCCUCAACCUCAUUACAAGUAUCAUCUUGUUCAUCGGGCAAAGCCCCGGUUGUUUGGAUAGAAUACCGACGUGAAUCGCUCGCCACCUACAGGGAAGCCCGAGAGCAACAAGAACGUGAAGACUACGAACGAAAGAACCCGAAGAUUCAACAACAAUUCGCCGACUUGAAGCGAUCGCUCGCCGCAGUCUCAGAAGAAGAUUGGGCCAACCUCCCCGAGGUCGGUGAUUUGACCGGCAAGAACCGACGAGCCAAGCAGAACUUGCGACAACGAUUCUACGCCGUGCCUGAUAGCGUUAUUGCGGGUGCCAGAGAUUCAGCACAGUUUGAUACCACCGUCGCCGAAGAUGGAGCUCCGGCCGGUGACGAAGAGAGCGCUGAUGGAACUAUGACCAACUUCGCAGACAUCGGUGCAGCGCGUGAUAAGGUAUUGAAAGUGAGGCUGGACCAGGCGGCGCUUGGAUCAGGUGCUGAGAGUACCACCUCAGGCAGUGCGACUAGUAUUGACCCUAAGGGUUAUCUAACCAGCCUCACUCAGUCCGAGCUCAAGGCGGGAGAAGUCGAAGUUGGCGAUAUCAAGCGAGUUCGCGUUCUCCUGGAAUCUGUCACCAAGACCAAUCCCAAGCAUGCUCCUGGAUGGAUUGCGCUUGCUCGUCUAGAAGAACUUGCAGGUCGUAUCGUAGCGGCCAGGAAUAUCAUUGCCAAGGGUUGUGAACUAUGCCCGAAGAGCGAAGAUGGAUGGUUGGAGAACAUUCGACUUAAUGAAGGACACAACGCAAAGGUCAUUGCAGCAAACGCUAUCAAGAAUAAUGACCACUCCACCAGACUUUGGACUGAGGCUAUGAAACUUGAAACCGAUCUUCGAGCUAAGAAGAAUGUACUGAGACAGGCUAUUCUCCAUAUUCCUCAGUCAGUUCAGAUUUGGAAGGAAGCUGUGAAUCUGGAGGACGAUCCCGCAGAUGCACGUCUCCUUCUGGCUAAGGCCGUGGAGAUGAUUCCUCUUUCAGUGGAGCUAUGGCUGGCCCUUGCUCGAUUGGAGACCCCAGAGAAUGCACAGAAGGUUUUGAACGCAGCCCGUAAAGCUGUUCCCGCUAGUCAUGAAAUCUGGAUUGCUGCAGCUCGUCUCCAGGAGCAGAUGGGUACUUUUGAAAAAAUCAAUGUUAUGAAGCGUGCUAUCCAAUCUCUUGCUCGUGAAAACGCCAUGUUAAAACGAGAGGAAUGGAUUUCAGAGGCCGAGCGAUGCGAAGAUGAAGGCGCUAUUCUCACCUGUGGAGCCAUCAUCCGCGAAACACUUGGAUGGGGACUCGAUGAAGACGAUGACCGCAAGGAUAUUUGGAUGGACGAUGCAAAGUCCAGUAUUGCACGAGGCAAAUAUGAAACCGCACGAGCCAUUUACGCAUACGCCUUGCGAGUGUUCAUUAACCGACGAUCGAUCUGGCUUGCUGCUGCUGAUUUAGAGCGCAACCACGGUGACAAGGAAGCUCUAUGGCAGGUGCUCGGAAAGGCCGUUGAGGCCUGUCCCCAAAGCGAGGAGCUCUGGCUACAACUCGCGAAAGAAAAAUGGCAGUCUGGAGAAAUCGACGAUGCGCGACGAGUUCUUGGCCGAGCAUUCAACCAGAACCCCAACAACGAAGAUAUUUGGCUUGCCGCCGUUAAGCUCGAGGCAGAUGCUAAACAAACUGACCAAGCACGAGAACUGCUGGCCACUGCACGUUGUGAGGCCGGAACGGAUCGUGUCUGGAUGAAGAGUGUUGCAUUUGAGCGGCAACUCGGCAACACGGACGACGCCUUGGACCUCGUCAACCAAGGAUUGCAGCUAUACCCCAAGGCUGACAAGCUUUGGAUGAUGAAGGGACAGAUAUACGAAGCACAGAAGAAGUUCCCACAGGCACGGGAGGCAUAUGGAACAGGAACUCGUGCGUGCUCAAAGUCCGUGGCAUUGUGGCUACUCGCUUCUCGACUGGAAGAGCUCGCCGGUGCUGUUGUUCGUGCUCGAUCAGUUCUUGAUCGAGCUCGUUUGGCCGUUCCCAAGAGCGCUGAGCUCUGGACAGAGAGUGUGCGUGUGGAACGCCGAGCGAACAACAUUGCUCAGGCUAAGGUUCUAAUGGCUAAGGCGCUACAAGAGGUGCCUGCUUCAGGGUUACUCUGGAGUGAAAGCAUCUGGCACCUUGAACCUCGCGCUCAGCGCAAGGCUCGUAGUCUGGAGGCUAUUAAGAAGGUUGAUAACGACCCGAUCUUGUUUAUCACUGUUGCGCGAAUUUUCUGGGGCGAGCGACGAUUGGAAAAGGCGAUGACUUGGUUCGAGAAGGCGAUCGUCUCAGAUAGCGACUACGGUGAUGGGUGGGCUUGGUACUACAAGUUCUUGAUGCAACACGGUACAGAGGUUCGUUUUGCUUCCAGCCACAGUAAAAGAUUCAUCACAGGUACUAACAUGUUGAUUUUCCAGGACAAACGAUCGGAUGUGAUCUCGAAGUGUAUUUCGACAGAACCAAAGCACGGCGAGGCGUGGCAAUCUAUUGCUAAGGACCCGACCAACGCGUAUAAGACAUCGGAUGAGAUCUUGAAGAUUGUUGCUAACAUGAUCAAUUGA
Messenger RNA from Penicillium malachiteum, 2985 nucleotides. RefSeq names its product U4/U6-U5 snRNP complex subunit PRP6. The coding region runs from base 1 to 2985 and encodes 994 amino acids. Gene Ontology annotation, cellular component: U4/U6 x U5 tri-snRNP complex; catalytic step 2 spliceosome. The transcript has a single exon. Gene Ontology annotation, molecular function: protein binding. The record is from RefSeq and is a predicted model, not a curated record. Gene Ontology annotation, biological process: mRNA splicing, via spliceosome; spliceosomal tri-snRNP complex assembly. NCBI's taxonomy places the organism in Eukaryota, Fungi, Ascomycota, Eurotiomycetes, Eurotiales, Aspergillaceae.